This is a messenger RNA of Brassica oleracea var. oleracea, 2228 nucleotides long. RefSeq names its product polyadenylate-binding protein-interacting protein 3-like. The record is from RefSeq and is a predicted model, not a curated record. Gene Ontology annotation, biological process: cytoplasmic stress granule assembly. Gene Ontology annotation, cellular component: cytoplasmic stress granule. NCBI's taxonomy places the organism in Eukaryota, Viridiplantae, Streptophyta, Magnoliopsida, Brassicales, Brassicaceae. Gene Ontology annotation, molecular function: RNA binding. The transcript has 15 exons. The coding region runs from base 218 to 1993 and encodes 591 amino acids.
GAUUUCUUCUUUUAUUUUAUUUAUUUUUGUCAAUAGCGAGAAAAAGGGGAAAAGAUGAUAAAUAAAAAAUCAGUCUUCUCCCUUCCCUCUCCUGAGAUUCAUUGUUGACCCCCGCUAAACCCUAAUUCUCCCCGCUAAACCCUAAUUCUCUGCGUCGCAUUGUCCUUCUAAGGCCGUCGAUUUCAGCUUAUUGAGGUUUGAACAGGUUAAGGAAGCAAUGAAUAGCCAGCCUCUAUCCAAUGGAUAUCCAUACAGAAGAGUUGAACACCAAGCAGGAGGGAUGAAUAAGGCUCAGCAGAUGAAGCAACACACCCUGAAAAAGAAUGGUGGGAAAGCUGGAACUGUGGAUAUCUCUUCUCGUUAUCCGUUUGAGUAUCUCGCAGCUUGCCAUAUCGGACACCGUGUUGAAGUUCAUCUAAAAGAUGGGUCGGUUUACGGUGCCGUAUUUCAUGCUGCUGAUGUGGACAACAGUUUUGGAAUUGUUCUGAAAAUGGCCUCUUUGAUCAGGGAAGGUACUUUACCAGGAAUGAAACCCCCUUCCCCGCUUGUCAGCAAGCCACCUUCAAAGAUACUCAUUAUCCCUGCCGAUGAAGUUGUGCAAGACCUUCCUGUAUACAGCGAUAACGCCUCAAAUUCAGCUCAAUGCGAGAGACCUUUAGAGCUGUUGACAGACUCUUCUAUCUCACAGUCUACUCAUGUUGAUUUGGGAAGAGAGCUUGAACGUUGGGUACCUGAUGAAGAUGUUCCAGAUUGUUCAGAUCUGGAGAAUGUGUUUGAUGACCCUUGGAAGAGGGGCUGGAAUCAGUUUGAGGUCAAUAAGACAUUGUUUGGCGUAACAAGCACUUUUGACGAGGAAUUGUAUACAACAAAACUCGAGAGAGGUCCUCGGACGAGGGAGCUAGAAGAGCAAGCCUUGAGGAUUGCAAGAGAGAUCGAGGGUGAGAAUACCCGAGAUCUUCACGUAGCAGAGGAAAGAGGGUUUCAGCUUAGUGGAGAGUUUGAUAUGGAUGAGGAAACUAAAUACUCAUCGGUCUGUCCAGUGAAUGGAUUUGAUGAUUCGGGUUAUGAAGAAGAUGAAGAAGAAGAAAUUUUGUUGAAUUGCCGUAAUAAUUUGACUUUUGGUGAUUCAACUGCUUCUGAUGGAAUGAAAUCUGCUUCAACUGGCAAUGGCAAGGUCUAUGAAGAAUCAUGGGGGGGUGGCAGUCUAUCUAGCGUAGGUCAGAGCUGCUCGAACUCAAAUAUGCAUGCUCGGCAGCCUAUGUUCGAACAGCCAUCAAAAGUUACUCCUGCUCCGGGCAACAAUAACAGGAAUGAGAGCCAGUUUGGUGAGCAGACAAACAUCAAAAGUGUAGAGGCUACCCAUUAUAGAAAGCCGUCCAUGGAAUCAGUGUCUGGUCUUGAAGAUAUUAAUGAAGAUGCAGCAACCUCUGAUCCAUGGAGAGCUUCUGAUAGGCAAAAUUCCACUGAUGGAAAACUACUCGGUCGACUUUCUGACAGAGCGAAACCUGAGAGCUCUUGUUGGCGGCCUGGAAGCUCCAUUUCUAGAAAUCCAGAAAACUCUGCAACUUCCUCACCGUCAAGUCGUCCAAUGCUAUCACCAAGCUCUUCAAUUGGUUCUUAUUCUUCAGAAAAAUCCACCCUCAACCCAAAUGCCAAGGAAUUUAAGCCAAACCCCAACGCAAAGAGUUUCAAACCAUCUCCAACAGCUACACGGCCUCAGUCUCCAGUUCCUGAAGGAUCUUUCUAUUACCCUCCCCUUCCGCCGAUGCCUGGAAUACACAUUGUAUACGGAAUGGGAGCAGCAUUCCCUGGACAACAUCCAGUGAUGUAUAACAAUACACCCCAGCUUGGUCCAAAUCAAACUUACUAUUCUCCAAGUAGUCCACAGUACCCACAACAGAUGAUGGUUGGUCCGCAGAGACCGGCUUUGUUUAUGCCGCCGCCGCCGCCAUACCAACCGGAGAUGCAAUAUAAAGGAAGAGACUCUUAUUAGCUUUUGACCAAACAAUGGAUGGGUGGCACAAGGUUUUGCAUAAUCUUCUGAUGGAUUGGGGGUGUUUAAUUUAUUUCCAGCACCGAAUCUUUUUCUUUUUCUUUUUUAAAAAUUUGAUAAAUGGUUUGAUGGUCCAUGAGAGAAGAAUUGAACACGUGUGAUAUUGAUUUGUUUGUUUAUGUUUGAUUAGACAAGAUUUAGAUUUAGAUUCGUGCUGAUCUCACUUUUUUCUUCA